This is a messenger RNA of Penicillium cinerascens, 1593 nucleotides long. RefSeq lists its product as uncharacterized. The record is from RefSeq and is a predicted model, not a curated record. Gene Ontology annotation, biological process: nucleolar large rRNA transcription by RNA polymerase I. Gene Ontology annotation, cellular component: RNA polymerase I core factor complex. Lineage: Eukaryota; Fungi; Ascomycota; Eurotiomycetes; Eurotiales; Aspergillaceae. The transcript has a single exon. Bases 1 to 1593 code for a protein of 530 amino acids. Gene Ontology annotation, molecular function: RNA polymerase I core promoter sequence-specific DNA binding; TBP-class protein binding.
AUGGGGGUGGGCGACUAUGUCCACUCCAGGGAGGUCGGGCAGCCUCAUGCACCGGCUGACCUGGGCUCGUCGCAGCGCCAUCUCCGAGCCGAACAGGCCAAAAUUGAGAUACCGCUCAAGCACCUGGGACGGGCCAAUUCAAAUGGUAGAGCUGCAUCGCCAAGGUUCCAGCCUCCAAUGGUACUUCCACUCCAGUCUCGCGCAGCCCCCGAAAAUGGAAAGCAGCGGGAUAUGUUUGACACCGACGUCGAAGGAGUCGAUGAUUCAACUGUUGCAGGGACCAGUGUUUUUGGCUUUCAUGAUGGUCAGUCGCAGUCAAGAUUCAAUGCAAAUGGUGACGAGAACACCUCACCCCGGCCAUCUUAUCUACCUCGUCCUACUCGGCACCAUCGAUUAUCCUGGUUUGGAGGCAACCUAGGUGACGAAGCUAUGAAGAAAGCUGGCUUUGAUUCUGAUGACUACGAGGAAACGGUCAGUCAGUUGACUUCCUCCGCUGGAGAUGACGGAGAUGAUGAAAAGACCGAAAAGAUUGAAAAUGUCGAAGACCCAAGCGGCUGGCACGCAUCUCACAAAUACCGUUCAACAGGAGAGCCGCUGAGCAAGCGACUAGAGAACUUCUGGUCCGCGAGCAAGAGAGUCUCCUCGAAGUCCAUGGAUCAAGCACCGACAGAUCUGCAAACCCCUCCUGUGCACCCCAUUACCGAAUCCCAACCGCGCAAAUUAGGACAUAUGCUUCCUCCCACCGCUGCAAGGAAGAUCACAAUUCCGCAUAGCAUGUCGGCAACUCCAAGGACGCGCUUCAGCCCACCGAAGCCUUCUCUGCUGGAUCGGCUGGAUAUUUCACCAACUCGACAUGGCUCUGAACCGCCUCCUCAAGUAACGCGGGCUCUCGAUAUGCCUACUUUCCAUCCAUCAGAACACGGAGACGACAAUGAAAGUGAUGCUGCCGGUAUUGAUGAAACGAUUCGCGUCAGCCAGGUCAGUAGCAGACGGGAAAGCGAACAUUCUGAUAAUGCUUUCGACAUUACCAACCUGACCGAUCUCUCGCGCGACGACCACGAUGAGAUGAUGCAAGACCCGUUUCUCAACCGCUCCUCCACCAAACGUGGCAGGCGUAACACGGUCAUUUGUACAUCGAAACGACAGCUGGAAGCAGACUAUCCCCCAGAGCUACUGUACCAAAAAUCCUUUUCCGAUCUCCAGGCGGAGCCCUUCGAAAAAACCCCAUCCCCUCCUCCGGCUGCUAAGUCACCUUCGCUGCCACCGGGCCCGCCUCUUGUCCCAGACCCUCAGUCUUCCAACGAUACUGUAUCUCAGCUUCUAAGGGCCACCGAAAAAGACCGCCAGGCAUACCUUUCCCGCAUGUCUGUCGAUGACUGGGAAGACUGUGGAGACCAACUGAUCGACCGUUUCAGCAGCCUCCUGACCGAGAUGAAGAAUUUGCGCCGGGCCCGUCGUCAAACAGCUGCCGUCUUCGAGACCGAGGUCCGGCGUCGUCAUGAGGAUGCCGAGGUACAAAACGCAGAGUUAUCAGCAAAGCUCAAUGAAAUGCGGACUGGUGGCGUCGAGGUCCUUCGAGGCCGAUCCGAGUGA